AUAGCGCUAGUUUAAAAACUCCUGGUUUGAUUGUUCAUUCUUCAUUGGGUAAAGCGCAGAUUUAAACUAUCAACUAGCCUUAUUAAGAUAAAAAAAUCUUUCAAUAAGAAAUUUUACUAGAAAAUCUAUCAUGAGAAAUUCCUAGUUUGUUAUUUACUGUUGAGUUUUCAUCGAUAUGAGAAUAUUCAAAUUUCAUCUUUUGAGCUGGUGACCUACAGUUUCCUAGGUGAUCAAAUAAAUAACUUACAAAGUAGAUUUCUGUACGCUCCUUUACAUUUUUAAAAUAUUUUUAAGAUUAAAGUUAAUUUACAUUUUUAAAAACAAUGUUGAAUAAUCAGUGUGAUGUCAAAGUUGAAGGAGAAAGGAUAAUAAGAGUUUUGAAAGAUGCCAUAACUAAUAUGAAAAUCAUGUUUGCUCUUCAAUACCUGAACAAAGAAGAGUGGAAAGACCUGGAGAAGCACAUGGUUCAGAAUGACUUUGAGCAGUUGGUGUUCUUCUGCAGUAAAUAUCCAGAUAUAAAAAACGUUCCAAUCAUCUAUGAAUCUAUUCAAAAACUUGAUGACGGCGCCUUGAAAUUGAAUUCAAUGGAGCCCAAUGGAAGUGAUGGCAAUCAUGAUGAGGAGAUUCAAAAAGCAAUGAAAAUAAUUACAAAAAAUGAGAACACUGCUAAUUUUCUACUUAAGAUUUACAAGAACAACAAUCCAAAUGCAUUUCUAUCGGACAUGGACCAGUUCAGCAAAUUUAUGGAGGAGAAGAUUCAGCAGACACCGCAAAUGGAGAAAAGGCUGGAUGCUAGGAUGGCUCAUCUGCACCAGGAGAACGAAACACUGAAAGAGCAGGUGGCUGCACUCAGAGCCAAAGCCAACUUGCUCAGGCGGAAGCAGAAUGAAGUGCUCAUUGACAAAGAUGAAAUACUCAAGAACAGCCAGCUGAAAAUCAAUCUGAUCAGGAAAAAUACUCAGGAUUAUAUCACUGAAAAAAUAGAGGAGUCAGAGGCAAGAAUGAUGCGCGAUUGGUCGAUGAGUGAGAGAGCACAGGCAGACAUGGCCGAAGACUUAAAACAACAAACCAUCUACUUUGAAAACGCCCAGAAAGAUCAGAUGGCCAAGGAGAAAGAAUGUCGUGCUCAAAGAGCCAAAGCUGAGGCCCAACUUGUUGCGCUACUGCAAAAAUAUGAUAGCGAUAUUGGCAACAGACAUGAGGAGAAAGAACAGUUGACCGCUGCAUUGGCGAAAGAGAGAGAGCAAUUGGAGAUGCUUCAGGAACAAUUCGACGAACAAGAAGUAGAGUACCUGCAGUUGAUGAAUGAGAAGGAGAAAUAUGAAAGAGACGUGUGGAAUGAGAAGAUCUAUCAGAUUCAAUGUAAAAUGGCAGCACGACGAAUUCAACGCUUUUUCCGGCGAUACUUGGAGAAGAGCAAGUCCAGGAAGAAGGGAAAGCGAGGCAGAGGAAAAGGAAGAAAGAAUAAUUGAAGAAGUACAAUACUACAACUUUUUUCUUGGGAACUUGCACAUUAUACAUUCAAAAGUGAAACCUCAGCGAAGAAUUAAAAACUAAAAGAUUACCUAGCCUCAUCAAUACCUUAUAGCAAUAGCGAUGAUAAUCGCAAAAGUGAAUUUAUGCUUUACUCUUAUAAUUAUUAUAUUAAUAUAUUUUUAUUGACUCUCCAAAUAGACUGGUAUUGAUCAUCUCAUGAUUCCCUAUUUAGUUUUAGAUCCUUGUAUUUAGAAAAUUAUAGGAUAGUCCAAAUGAAAGUCGAAGUUAAAAAAUAUUUUAUUCAGAAUUUCAGAAAGGAAUGUGGACAGUUGCUAUAAGUAUAUAAACUCUCUACUCAAGUGAGAAGGUCAGAUGAAAUAAUAUGAAUUUCUGGUGCAACAAUAUAACUUGAGCAAUGAUUGUUAUAGGAUUUUUUCCAUAACUAUUUACAGACACUUUUUAUAAGCAACUUCGUUAUAGCAAUAAUAAAAUUUAGGUUUCAUCUUUGCCCUUCUAAGUAAUUCAUCUUAGCUACGGUACCACAGGAAUAUUGUAUAAUAUCAUGCAUAAUAGUUCAGGUCAACUUUACUUGUGUUGGGACUAUUAAUUUUUGUAGUUCUGAUAAUCAGCCUUUUCACAUCAUAUAGCACGAAUUGUGAAAAUAUAGAAUUAGGUACUGUGAAUUAUAUCAAGUAUUAGAACAAUAUGAUCAUGAAACUGCUUGAGAAGGGAUAUUUCAAAUUUGUGAUAGUGAAUUGCACGGCUACUAGAAUCCAAUUGAUUAUAUUGCUGGUGAAAUUCGUUGUAUAAAUAGAAGGAAACCUUUUCCUCGCAUCAUAAGCACUGAAUCUACAAUACUUCCAUGUUUUACUAAACAGAGCAGAGUAGCCUACCGUAUUCUCAAGAUGAGCUUAAAACUCUUGUUGAAGGUGAAUAUCAUGUUGGCUUUGGCAUCUGUACUUAUGGCGAAACUUCUUUUGGGAGCUUUAUUGGGGAAUUCAACCAAUAAAAAAGGGUCUCCUCCAACAAUAGUGUCAUUAGGGCCUUUACUAUUAGAGCCAAUACGCCCAAUAGGGCCUCUAGGGACAUCAGGGACAUCAGGGCCAUUUAGGCUUUUAAAUUGAUCCGGAUUUAUAAUUACUCCCAUCGUAAGUUGAGUACGGUACCUACCAAGUCCAGGAUUCUCAGCCCGAGGCAACUCUAUCCAGGAGGAUGCCAAGGCUAGUUUUAAAAGACAGUCCAAUUCUCAAAGUACUCAGCUGAAUUUUUAUUCUAAAUCCAUUUGGUUUCAACUUAAUACUUUAUAAUAGAGAAUGGCUUGGUAAUAAUGUUAAAGCAGUUGAAAUAAGUCAAUAAUACACUAAUAAAUAUUAUAUUCAUGGACAUGCA
Nilaparvata lugens (brown planthopper) is the source of this 2865-nucleotide messenger RNA. RefSeq lists its product as uncharacterized. The transcript has 7 exons. The coding region runs from base 324 to 1472 and encodes 382 amino acids. Gene Ontology annotation, molecular function: protein binding. The record is from RefSeq and is a predicted model, not a curated record. Lineage: Eukaryota; Metazoa; Arthropoda; Insecta; Hemiptera; Delphacidae.